Acaulospora colombiana is the source of this 906-nucleotide messenger RNA. The record is from the annotation of a GenBank genome assembly. Lineage: Eukaryota; Fungi; Glomeromycota; Glomeromycetes; Diversisporales; Acaulosporaceae.
UUGGAGAUUGAGAAACCGGCCCAUUCCUUUAUCAUCGACACAACAGAUGAUAAUAUCAAGAAUUUAUUUAGCGAAACUGAGUGGGAUGGAAUUAUGAAUGUUAAUAAGAAAACUGUACCGGCCAUUGACAAGGAUAUUGGGACGCAUUUGAUCAGCUACAAAAAGAAAACCCCCUCAGAAAUGCGAGCACAUGUUAUGAAACCGUGGUUAAAUACGACUUAUAACGUAGAAGAUCAUUUCGAUUUUCAAUACAUUCAUAUGGUUUUUUCACAUCUGUUGGACGAAUAUGAGUCUCCGAAGAACCGAUUGGUACAACCGCAUGCGGAAGGGUGCGUUGCAUCAAGCAACCGAAGGAAUGAUGAUGAGAUGUACACGGUGAAAGGCAAUAGAAAAGCACUGGGGCAUCGAAUUGAUGGUAUUGUUCAAAACUUAGUCAACAACUGUGAAUACGGAGGAAUUGAAGUCGCGAAAACAUGUCAAGGUCUACAUGAUAGGAAACAAUUAGGCGAUUCGUUGAAACUCACAAAACUCCUUAAAGACAUAUUUCAUCAACAAUCAGGUGUUGUCGGCUAUAAUGAAGAGAGAGUAAAAAAAUUAGAGGUUGUCGGUCUGUUGCAUUCGCGCCUUCAAUUACAACAGUUCAUGAUGGAUUUCGGAGGUGGUUCUUGUUUACAGCUUAAAAAAGAAACAACGAGAAAUAUUCCUCUGCAUCUGGGUGACGUAAUGGGGCUCAUCCAUACAAUCGCAUCUGUCCUUCAGGCCAAAUUGAGAAUUCAACGUUACAUUGAAGUGAUGAAAAAUGAAGCUGAGGACGAAUCAUUCUUACUAGAAAUCACACAACCUCCUACACCACCUAAUACUGUAUGCCUUGCAAAAACAGAAACGACUCCAAUAAAAAACAAGUGA